This is a messenger RNA of Mycena citricolor, 749 nucleotides long. NCBI's taxonomy places the organism in Eukaryota, Fungi, Basidiomycota, Agaricomycetes, Agaricales, Mycenaceae. The record is from the annotation of a GenBank genome assembly.
CUGUCCUUUCCAUCCUUGGUCUGGGAAGGCCAGCCACUUUCACCCCUUGGAGAGUUACGGUAUAAUCUGGCAGCGCCUUGCCAAAGUUGCCAUGUCCCUGCAGCCACGGUAUCAUCUGGGAGCAGGCGAAGGGCCGCCGGUCAACGUCGGACGCCUCUCCCUUCUGUUUCACUGUCAGAGCCAAGCCUAAAAAUCUUCUCGUCUGACUUGGUGUCUGAGUAUCAGCUGGCCGGAUACCAUGGGCGCUGAAAUUCCCCCAUUAUUAUCGGACAUACUUUCGCUGAGCCACGUGCCCGUGUGUGUUACAGUAUAGGUAUCUAACCCCCCCUUCAUCUCUAUCCGAUAUCAGAUUUCUGUCGAGGCUAUGGGGGGACGUUUGUCGCCAUGCUGUCUUGUUUCAAACGCCUUGGCGUGAAAGGCAGACUUUACGGAAUAUCAUGAGGUGUGACAAUCUCCUCGUUUUCCUCUCUAACUCCGCACCGAUUGCUCAGCGUUUGCGACUCGCUUCCUGUGACCGAGUCUGUGAUACCAUGGAUGGGUUCCGACGAGAUCUCCUUCGAAUGUUCGGAAACCACGCGGGUCUCGCGAUCGGGCUCCUGGCCAUUCGUGGAAAUACGGGUUGUCGGGCUGUCAAAUGGGACGAUCUCAUCCCGCAGACCAUCGAUCUCAUUGGCUGGUUUUCGCGAUCUUGUAGUACAGUCGAGUUUCGUUCUCUCAAGAGAAGGGCCAGAUGGAGAGCUGGUUACAAC